AUAACAUUUCUGAACAAAUCAAUCUCGUUUACAGGGUCAUCAUGUAAUGAAGGACUAGGUAUGCAAAAUUAUUGGAUUCAAAACGCAGACAUCACUGCUUCGUCCAUUCGUGAUUUUUUCCAUGAUCCUGGAAAGGCUCGUCUCCAUGGAAACUCAGCUUGGAUGCCAUCAGCUCAAAAUGAAGAGCAGUUCUUGCAGAUUUACUUUAAAGGUGGAACCAAUGUUUCAGCGGUGGCCUUUCAGGGACAUCCGAACUACGAGUAUUGGGUUACGAGAUAUAAACUAUCAUUUAGCUUGGAUGGCAAGACUUGGGAGGAAUUAUCCGAGGUAAAUUGUGCUUUCUUGCAUUUUGUAGUGGGAGCUGAGAGCUUACGCUGCUUUUUUACCGUGUUUUAUUUAUUUUGUUCUCCAGACGAUAGAAAGUAAUUUUUCACACCGGCUUACGUGAACUGAAAUAUAAUCAUAAAAGUAGUAGCGUUUCCUAUCUUUGUUGGCCAAUUUCAGAGAAGGACUUUGAACACUCCUUACGAAAGUUGUGAAUCUAACGCCUAAAAUGAAAAACCUUGUGACUUUUCAUUUUACAGAACCCUUUUUCCUACAGGUUUUUACUCUGGUUAGGGAUAACAAAGAUGAAGUUAUUACUUCCCAACUCCCAGAACUGAAAAACGUGCGUUUCGUGCGGGUAUAUCCUACAGAGUGGUACGGUGCUAUAGCAAUUAGAAUGGAGAUUUAUGGAUGUAUGAAAGGUGGGCUAUUUUCAGUUGUUGUAUCCCAUAAAACGUCUUACCAAUUUACUCUUGUGGGUGGUUUAUUGUUAUAGCAUAUAUAAAAAAACUUUAGCAUCCUCCUUACCGAUCGCAAGAAACAUACCGUAAAAUGUGGCUUGUAAGGCUUCAAUACAAGCUAGGGGGGGCUCGUGUCCAGGAGACUUUAAAUCCCAUGGUUUUGCUUACAGAUAGAUUAGCUUAUAGCUGUUGAGGGAAGCUUAUAAACGGCAGUUUAUAGUAUAAUGAAGGUACACAUAAGGCAAUUUUUACUUAGCCGAAAUAUAAUAAAAACAAGGCGCAACGGAGGCAACGCUCACAUGACCAUCUUCCCUCAUUAUUAUGAACCGUUUUCUUUGGCAAUCCAUACAUGAAUUAUAGGUCAAAACAGUUGGAAUCUCUUUUUUGGAAAGUUUAUCUUUUCUCUCAUUUGUCUUUCUAUCCUAGAAUUUGCUAACUGUGGAAACCGCGUUCUUACGAACCAUCAUUCACGUCAAAAGCGCAUUGUUGGCGGCAAAAUUGCGGAGCCAAAUUCUUGGCCAUGGCAAGUUGAAAUUAUAGAAAAUGGUACCAAGCAUUUCUGCGGUGGUUCCAUCAUACAUCCACAAUGGAUUCUGACAGCUGCACAUUGUGCAGACCCAUUCUAUAGUACUACAGUCAAGGAAAUAAGACUUGGAGAACACAACCGAGUAAAACUCGAAGGAUACGAAGAAAUUAUGGAAGGUAACAGAUAUUAUAUACAUCCAGGAUUUAAGAUCGACCGCCCGACGGCAGAGUCCCCAGGGGAUUAUGAUGUGGCACUGUAUCAUUUAAAAAGACCCGCUACAUUUUACAGUAAAGUAAGCCCAGUCUGUCUGCCUGAUGAGGACUCAACUGUCCCUGAAGAUAUCGGUCGAAUGUGCUUUGUUACGGGCUGGGGACACAGCAUGGAAAAUGGAACUUAUUCUGAAGUUCUACAAGAGAACCAGGUACCUAUAGUAUCACGACAGGAGUGCAACAAAGAAGAAUCAUACAACGGGAAAGUUCACGAACGUUACUUGUGCGCUGGAUACCAGGAGGGUGGGAUGGACGCCUGUCAGGGAGAUAGCGGGGGGCCCUUGGUGUGUCAAGAUAGCGCAGGAAAAUGGGUCCUUGCUGGAGUGGUGACGUGGGGGGAAGGAUGUGCAAGGCCGCAUAAAUAUGGGGUCUACGCUGAUGUACGUAGAUUUCUGCCAUUUAUAGAAAGCACCAUAUACGGUAAGAAAAUUAAAAAAUAAAUGGUUAAGUAGUUUUAAACUGCAAAAAUGAUUAAAGGUUUGGGACUAUGUUCUGAGCAAUUUGUCAGAGCAACUAAUCUAACUCAUUAGAAAACAGAACGGAAUCUUCACUCUUUUAACUCCCCAGUUUUCAAAAUUUACAUUCGAAUUAACUUCCAUAUAAAACGACAGAACGUUAAACACCUGCACUUUAUUGAAAUUACCAGUCAGUGUAACUUGGGCUCGUCACGAGGCAAUGGCCCUAAAACAGUAAUAACAUGUUCUAAACUUUCUUUACCCCGCUUCAAAGACAAAUGCCAUAGUUUAAUCAAUCUGACCUUGCUUUCUACGAACUCUUCGUGUCUUUCUCACGCAGGUCUAGCUCACUACUAAUUUAGUUAUAAUUAUGCAAAUUCCAAAAAAGGUUACCCAAAAUGCGGAAUUCGCCCUGUUCAGUCUCAGAUCUCCCGCAUCAUUGGUGGUCGCGAGGCUCGUCCCAACUCUUGGCCGUGGCAAGUGGAUCUCUUGGUCAAUGGCACUGCUCACUUAUGUGGAGGUUCUCUGAUUGGUUCAUCCUGGGUUGUGACGUCAGGGCACUGUUUCUUCUUAUAUGACAAACCAAGUCAGUGGCAAAUCAGGGUUGGAGAACACAAUGAAUCCAAAUUCGAGGGCUAUGAAGAAAAGAUUGACAUCGCGAACAUAACAAUUCAUCCAGGAUUUCAACUCGGCAGCAAAAAUUACACGGGUGAUUACGAUAUUGCGAUCAUUAAACUCAAGAGACCAGCGGUGUUCCACAAAAGAGUUCAUUCCAUUUGUCUUCCGGAUAUGAAAACUAGUUUCUCAGCUGGUAAAACCUGUUUUGCCACCGGAUGGGGAAAACAACAGGAGAAUGCUUCGGCUUAUUCGGAAGUUCUUCGAGAAGUGGAAGUUAACCUGGUGUCCAAAGAAGUCUGUAACAGCAAUAUUUCCUACAGGGGCGGGAUAAACGAGAGAUAUUUUUGCGCCGGCUUUCCGGAGGGUGGUAAAGACGCGUGUUAUGGUGAUAGUGGUGGUCCCCUGGCCUGUCAGAAAGAGGACGGUAGUUUUGUUCUGACGGGAGUGGUCAGCUGGGGUACAGGUUGUGCUAGAGCCAACAAGUAUGGGGUGUACUUGGAUGUACGAUACAUGCUGCCAUUCAUUGAGAAUACUUUAUAUGGUAAGUCUCAACAAGUCAUCUGUGUUUUUUUAAAUUCACAUUGAUGAGUUUCUUUUUCUUGGCGUUUCCUCUUUUGUAAGUGCGCCGAAAGGGAAGCAAAUAUUUACGCACGUUAGUGGUUGUUCUAGACACCAUCAGGAGCCGAUUGCUCCUGACACCAUCCUUAAAUAAAAAGCAAGUCUACGGUCGAUCAGUUUCAUCAAGAGGUAAAGCAGGUAUAACUGAAUGAAGUAAUGGUAUUUGAAUUAUUAAAACAAUACCAGUUUCAGCACUGAAGGACCCGUACCAGCUCUUCGGUAUGGCCUGUACUUUACGCAUGGGGCGAUCCCGCACCUAUUUGAAAGAUUGUUUUUGAUAAGCUGGCAAAACAAUAGGGAUUGUCACAUAACAAUGCCCCUAUCCCUGAAAACAAUGGAAGUGCAGAUUAAAGGGGACCAGUGAAAUAAGAGGUUUAGAACGGUGCAGGUCUACUGUAUACAUGAACACAACCAUACUGAUGAUCGCAAGUGAAACCCCUCGCCUGGGCCAUGAUGAUGAGUCCUUCAUGAGGACGAAACAGCUGCCCAUGGCUGCCACUGCCAGCGUGAUAUGAUCGUGCUCAUGCGGAAGGUACUGGCCAUACUGCGGAGUUGGUACGUGUGCUUCAGUGCUGAAGUUGGUAUUAUUUGGGUUAUUAUCCUACAUAAUGAAGUGCAAAUAAAAGCCAAACAGGACGUUGAUCACAAACCAAGUACAAGCUCACUAGUUCAUCUGACUAUAAUAGAAUCUGUACUUUAGAAAAUACUGCAAUACAGUACAAGCAUUCAAGCCAUGUUCUCAUUCCAGUGUUUUAUCUAACGAUGAGAUUAACUUUGAAAACUGUUCGCGGUUUUUGCCAGACGCAAGCUAGGACAAACCAAAACAAAGCGCAAGAAAACAGAGAAUUCAAAUUAUGUUUUCACUGCAUUGUAUACUUGCUCAUGUUAGGUCAUCCUUCAUGUGGAAUUCGCCCCGUUCAGUCCCAGAUCUCUCGCAUUAUUGGUGGUCGCGAGGCUCGUCCCAACUCUUGGCCGUGGCAAGUGGAUCUCUUGGUCAAUGGCACUGCUCACUUAUGUGGAGGUUCUCUGAUUGGUUCAUCCUGGGUUGUGACGUCAGGGCACUGUUUCUUCUUAUAUGACAAACCAAGUCAGUGGCAAAUCAGGGUUGGAGAACACAAUGAAUCCAAAUUCGAGGGCUAUGAAGAAAAGAUUGACAUCGCGAACAUAACAAUUCAUCCAGGAUUUCAACUCGGCAGCAAAAAUUACACGGGUGAUUACGAUAUUGCGAUCAUUAAACUCAAGAGACCAGCGGUGUUCCACAAAAGAGUUCAUUCCAUUUGUCUUCCGGAUAUGAAAACUAGUUUCUCAGCUGGUAAAACCUGUUUUGCCACCGGAUGGGGAAAACAACAGGAGAAUGCUUCGGCUUAUUCGGAAGUUCUUCGAGAAGUGGAAGUUAACCUGGUGUCCAAAGAAGUCUGUAACAGCAAUAUUUCCUACAGGGGCGGGAUAAACGAGAGAUAUUUUUGCGCCGGCUUUCCGGAGGGUGGUAAAGACGCGUGUUAUGGUGAUAGUGGUGGUCCCCUGGCCUGUCAGAAAGAGGACGGUAGUUUUGUUCUGACGGGAGUGGUCAGCUGGGGUACAGGUUGUGCUAGAGCCAACAAGUAUGGGGUGUACUUGGAUGUACGAUACAUGCUGCCAUUCAUUGAGAAUACUUUAUAUGGUAAGUCUCAACAAGUCAUCUGUGUUUUUUUAAAUUCACAUUGAUGAGUUUCUUUUUCUUGGCGUUUCCUCUUUUGUAAGUGCGCCGAAAGGGAAGCAAAUAUUUACGCACGUUAGUGGUUGUUCUAGACACCAUCAGGAGCCGAUUGCUCCUGACACCAUCCUUAAAUAAAAAGCAAGUCUACGGUCGAUCAGUUUCAUCAAGAGGUAAAGCAGGUAUAACUGAAUGAAGUAAUGGUAUUUGAAUUAUUAAAACAAUACCAGUUUCAGCACUGAAGGACCCGUACCAGCUCUUCGGUAUGGCCUGUACUUUACGCAUGGGGCGAUCCCGCACCUAUUUGAAAGAUUGUUUUCGAUAAGCUGGCAAAACAAUAGGGAUUGUCACAUAACAAUGCCCCUAUCCCUGAAAACAAUGGAAGUGCAGAUUAAAGGGGACCAGUGAAAUAAGAGGUUUAGAACGGUGCAGGUCUACUGUAUACAUGAACACAACCAUACUGAUGAUCGCAAGUGAAACCCCUCGCCUGGGCCAUGAUGAUGAGUCCUUCAUGAGGACGAAACAGCUGCCCAUGGCUGCCACUGCCAGCGUGAUAUGAUCGUGCUCAUGCGCAAGGUACAGGCCAUACUGCGGAGUUGGUACGUGUGCUUCAGUGCUGAAGUUGGUAUUAUUUGGGUUAUUAUCCUACAUAAUGAAGUGCAAAUAAAAGCCAAACAGGACGUUGAUCACAAACCAAGUACAAGCUCACUAGUUCAUCUGACUAUAAUAGAAUCUGUACUUUAGAAAAUACUGCAAUACAGUACAAGCAUUCAAGCCAUGUUCUCAUUCCAGUGUUUUAUCUAACGAUGAGAUUAACUUUGAAAACUGUUCGCGGUUUUUGCCAGACGCAAGCUAGGACAAACCAAAACAAAGCGCAAGAAAACAGAGAAUUCAAAUUAUGUUUUCACUGCAUUGUAUACUUGCUCAUGUUAGGUCAUCCUUCAUGUGGAAUUCGCCCCGUUCAGUCCCAGAUCUCUCGCAUUAUUGGUGGUCGCGAGGCUCGUCCCAACUCUUGGCCGUGGCAAGUGGAUCUCUUGGUCAAUGGCACUGCUCACUUAUGUGGAGGUUCUCUGAUUGGUUCAUCCUGGGUUGUGACGUCAGGGCACUGUUUCUUCUUAUAUGACAAACCAAGUCAGUGGCAAAUCAGGGUUGGAGAACACAAUGAAUCCAAAUUCGAGGGCUAUGAAGAAAAGAUUGACAUCGCGAACAUAACAAUUCAUCCAGGAUUUCAACUCGGCAGCAAAAAUUACACGGGUGAUUACGAUAUUGCGAUCAUUAAACUCAAGAGACCAGCGGUGUUCCACAAAAGAGUUCAUUCCAUUUGUCUUCCGGAUAUGAAAACUAGUUUCUCAGCUGGUAAAACCUGUUUUGCCACCGGAUGGGGAAAACAACAGGAGAAUGCUUCGGCUUAUUCGGAAGUUCUUCGAGAAGUGGAAGUUAACCUGGUGUCCAAAGAAGUCUGUAACAGCAAUAUUUCCUACAGGGGCGGGAUAAACGAGAGAUAUUUUUGCGCCGGCUUUCCGGAGGGUGGUAAAGACGCGUGUUAUGGUGAUAGUGGUGGUCCCCUGGCCUGUCAGAAAGAGGACGGUAGUUUUGUUCUGACGGGAGUGGUCAGCUGGGGUACAGGUUGUGCUAGAGCCAACAAGUAUGGGGUGUACUUGGAUGUACGAUACAUGCUGCCAUUCAUUGAGAAUACUUUAUAUGGUAAGUCUCAACAAGUCAUCUGUGUUUUUUUAAAUUCACAUUGA
Messenger RNA from Porites evermanni, 6712 nucleotides. Lineage: Eukaryota; Metazoa; Cnidaria; Anthozoa; Scleractinia; Poritidae. The record is from the annotation of a GenBank genome assembly.